AUGUUGGAAAUUGCGGUUGAAUUGGAUGAUCUGGAUGGCACCCCAUUGGAUCUACAGUGGCUGGAACCGGACAAAUUGGCCAAGACUUUGGGUAUUCUGAUGCCCCCUGCUCAAACAGGAAAGCACAACUUGUGGCUAUGCAAGGGAAAGCAAAAGCAUGGGCGGACCAGAUCCAACCUAGCUUCCUUCACCACUAUGAUGUCCUUCCUCUCCUACGCACCGCAAUCCAGAAGACUUUGGAGUACCCAAUGGCGCUCACCUUCUUCUCUCAAUAGGAGUGGAAACAGAUGCUAUCCCCAGUGCUUAGUGCGGCACUUCCCAAGGCCGGUAUCUGCCGCAACUUUCCUGGUGCUAUGGUCUACGCCCCUCCAACUCAAAAAACACUUGGACAUGUUACUUUGCCAUCCGGCUAAUAAGAGCAAGACCGGCGCCUUCUUGAAGGCAGUCCUCCAGGCACAUCAGCUUGAGCCGGUUCCUCCUAUGGUCUCUUCCAACAAGUCUAUGGCAAUACCUCCCUCUCCAUCCACCUGGCGCUUGGUUCUCCCUCCCUCCAACAAAUGCGCCAAGGGGACCAAAUGUUAG
Molecule: messenger RNA, 582 nt
Organism: Cylindrotheca closterium
Lineage: Eukaryota; Bacillariophyta; Bacillariophyceae; Bacillariales; Bacillariaceae
Source: the annotation of a GenBank genome assembly